Pipistrellus nathusii (Nathusius's pipistrelle) is the source of this 213-nucleotide messenger RNA. NCBI's taxonomy places the organism in Eukaryota, Metazoa, Chordata, Mammalia, Chiroptera, Vespertilionidae. The record is from the annotation of a GenBank genome assembly.
AUGAGCGAGCUCAACACCCAAGCGUCCCCAGCAGCCAGCCAGGCCCCCGGCCCCGAGGAGAAGGGGGAAGCUGGCAACACCAAGAAGGCUGAGGGGGAGGAGGAGGAGGAGGUGGACAUCGACCUGUCAGCGCCAGAGACGGAGAAAGCUGCCCUGGCCAUUCAGGGCAAGUUCCGGCGAUUCCAGAAGAGGAAAAAGGACCCCAGCUCCUGA